AUGCUGGAGAAGAAUGCGACUGCCGUGAAUCCCGAGGAUGCAGAAUGCUCCGGUAUCAAGAGUGACGCUAACCCCGAGACGCAGCCGCCACCUCGCCCAGAUGAAGCGGGAACCAAAGUAGAAGAACUGAAGUCCAAGACUUCGGCGGUGGCAUUUCUCUUGUCGCCCGUCGAUCGCUAUGGGUUCCUGGUCACUGAUAAGCGCUACAAUGGUGGACAUACAGCCGCUACGCACAAGCACGCAGUGUGGCUGGAGAACCGCCGCACCCAGAAGUGGGUCAAGAUGAUUGGCAAACAACUUGAGGACUGGGAGGUCUGUCAGCUACGGAAUGCCGCUACACUUAAGAAGCGUAUUCGUAAGGGCAUUCCCGAGGCGCUACGUGGUCGCGUGUGGAGUCACCUUGCUGGGUCUUCACAAAUGCUACUGAACAACCCAGGAGCGUACCACCAACUAUUACAGACGACUCAGGUUCCUUGUGAAGAGACGAUCGCGCGCGAUAUCGGUCGCACGUUCCCCAAACACUCACUAUUUCGCGAUCGCUCCUCGCUGGGGCAAUGUGCUCUCAUGAACGUGCUUAAAGCAUACUCGCUGCAUGAUCCAGAGGUCGGCUACUGCCAAGGGAUGGGCUUCCUCACGGCCAUGUUUCUUUGUUACAUGCCGGAGCAGCAGGCUUUCUGGCUGCUUGUGGCAUGUCUGAAUCACAAACGCUAUGGGCUUGCAGACCUGUACCGCCCACGCAUGCCGAAGGUGCCUGAGGUGACUUUCAUCUUUGAGGGGCUCUUCAAGCAGCUCAUGCCCCAGCUUUCAGCUCAUCUCGAGAAUGAAGGCUUGCACCCGACCAUGUAUCUCACCCAGUGGUUUCUCACUCUGUUCACGUACAAUUUCCCUUUCGAGUUUGUCACUCGAGUCUGGGAUGCCUUCCUACAUGAGGGGUGGAAAGUUAUCUAUCGCGUUGCAUUAGCUCUUAUGAAGCUCUCACAGAAAACCCUUUUGAGCUCCAAGUUUGAGCUCAUCAUGGAAUACUUUCGUGAACUACCCAACAAGGUGCGUGCACUUAAAGCUCCCGGAGGCUGUAACUGUGCUCAUGAUGCAUUCAUGCGCUUAGGUGGAUACCGAUGA
Molecule: messenger RNA, 1119 nt
Organism: Phytophthora infestans T30-4
Lineage: Eukaryota; Oomycota; Peronosporomycetes; Peronosporales; Peronosporaceae
Exons: 3
Coding region: 1-1119 (372 amino acids)
Source: RefSeq, a predicted model, not a curated record